AUGGGGCUGCCACUCUCAAGUGCUGUGCAAUGGUGGGGUGAGUGGCAGCUACAAGUCCUCGCUCUUAGUAGCCUUGGUAUCCAGUAUGUCCUCGCUAUUUUUGCCGGCUUCCGCAAGUCCGGUGCCCCACCAUGGGUCAGAUUUGUCACCUGGCUCGCGUUCCUCGGAAGCGAUGCCGUGGCGAUAUUUGCCCUAGCCACGCUCUUCAACCGGCAAAGAUACCAGCAGUUGCACAACUCGUCCCACAAAAGCCAUGGUCUACAGGUGCUUUGGGCACCUAUCUUGCUGAUGCACCUUGGCGGACAAGUUGUCAUAACUGCCUAUAAUAUCGAAGAUAACGAGCUAUGGAGGCGGCACAUUGUUACCGCGCUAUCUCAGGUUAGGGUAGUUUGUUAA
Triticum turgidum subsp. durum (durum wheat) is the source of this 396-nucleotide messenger RNA. Lineage: Eukaryota; Viridiplantae; Streptophyta; Magnoliopsida; Poales; Poaceae. The record is from the annotation of a GenBank genome assembly.